Messenger RNA from Dothidotthia symphoricarpi CBS 119687, 450 nucleotides. RefSeq lists its product as uncharacterized. Lineage: Eukaryota; Fungi; Ascomycota; Dothideomycetes; Pleosporales; Dothidotthiaceae. The transcript has a single exon. Bases 23 to 202 code for a protein of 59 amino acids. The record is from RefSeq and is a predicted model, not a curated record.
CACACCGUCCGCAUCCGUCGCGAUGCGCUGCACGUCGUCGCGUGACCUCCUCUUUUAUGCCGGUUUCCACGUCGUCUUCUCGAAGCUCGUGUUUUUCCAAGGUUUUGGCGCAUCCCUGGUGCCGUUCACGAAUCAGAUCGUGCUCCCCGCACAUCAAACGGCACUCGCCCUGCCAGCUUCGCUGACGGGGAGAGCCAUGUGACCCAUCUUCAAGCGGUGUGAUAUCUUCCCUCGUCGUUGCUCCACGCCCAAUCAUCCAAGAAAUGCUGCAGUCUUGUCAAGUGCCUUUGCGCGUUCCUUCGUGCCUUAUCAUACGCUUGCUCAUCGCCGGAACAAUGCCCACUUGGCCUUUUUUGCUAGGUACAGAUGCGAGAGCAAACCCUAGCCAAACGCAAUAGGUACGCCGGGAGUCGAGCGUAGCGCUCUCGCUAAGGACAACAUUCCCGAGAU